CGUCUGCGCGCUCCCUCCCCUCUCCUCCCCCUCUGUCCUGCCGUCUCCCGUCGAGGCACUUGUGCCCUUCCUUUCUGUCGUAUCAAUUGGAGGGUUCUUGAAUCUUGAAAAAUGUUGGCACGGUCCGCCCUUCGCAGUGUGCCCUCCCGGGCUAUCGCUCGCCAGACCCUCUCCAAGACGUCUACCAGGGCGUCUUCCUCGACCGCCGGUGCCGAAUCCGCCAGCUCCCCUUUCAACCUCACACUCACCGCGUCUGCCGCAACCGCCGCUGCUAUCGGGUCUGCUGCGUGGUACUAUCAUCUCUAUGGCCAGGAAGCUUUUGCGAUGACACCUGCUGAGGAGGGGUGAGUGAAUCAUGGGUGCUCUUUCAUGGAUAGGCCAUCUGCUAGUCCAUUCCGUUCAUCCGACCGCAAUGUUUUGCCUGAUCAGAGGAAAGAGAACAUUCUGAAGCUGAUAUCUUAUUUCACCCUGCAGAUUGCACCCUACCCAGUACCCCUGGGAGCACCAGAAGUGGACCAAGACAUUUGACCACCAAGCGUGAGUGCCAAGCAUCCCUCGUUUUUGGAUGAUACGUUUUGCUCAUAGAUUUAUUUAUCCCUCUUGCAGCCUUCGCCGUGGUUUCCAAGUCUACCGUGAGGUCUGCGCCAGCUGCCACUCUCUGACCCGUGUGCCAUGGCGUUCGUUCGUUGGUGUCACGCACACCGCUGAUGAGAUGAGAGCCUUCGCCGAAGAAUACGAGUACGACACUGAACCCAAUGAUGAGGGUGAAAUCGAGAAACGCCCUGGAAAGCUCUCCGAUUAUAUCCCACCCACUUAUAAGAACGAGGAGGCCGCUCGUGCUGCCAAUGGUGGUGCUCUGCCCCCUGAUCUCAGCCUGAUCGUCAAGGCUCGUCACGGUGGUUGCAACUACAUUUUCAACCUCCUGACCGGCUACCCUGAUGAGCCUCCGGCUGGCGCCACCGUUCAGUCUGGACUGAACUUCAACCCUUACUUCCCUGGAACUGGUAUUGCCAUGGGCCGUGUUCUUUUCGACGGCCUCGUCGAGUACGAAGACGGUACUCCUGCUACCACCUCCCAGAUGGCUAAGGACGUGGUCGAGUUCCUUAACUGGACCGCUGAGCCUGAGAUGGAUGACCGUAAGAAGAUGGGUCUGAAGGCUUUGACUGUCCUGACUGGUCUGUUCGCUCUCAGCGUCUGGGUCAAGCGUUACAAGUGGUCCCCGAUCAAGACAAGGAAGAUUGUCUACAACCCUCCUGUCUCCCGCCGUUAA
This is a messenger RNA of Monascus purpureus, 1270 nucleotides long. The record is from the annotation of a GenBank genome assembly. Lineage: Eukaryota; Fungi; Ascomycota; Eurotiomycetes; Eurotiales; Aspergillaceae.